AUGGAGGGCCUUUUUAUCAACAUUGACUUUCCUAAUACUUUGUCUAGUGGCUACAUUGAGGGUAUUGUCCGGGGCUACCGCAACGACCUCCUCACAGGCUCCCAGUACAUGAACCUGACCCAAUCUGAUACUCUUGAAGACCUUAAACUUCAACUCUCAGCUACUGGCUACGGUAACUUUUUGGCCAACGUGCCCUCUCCCCUAGCUACCUCGGUCAUUCAGGAAAAGGCCUUUGGAAAGCUUGUGGAUGACUUUCGCUACGUCCGUGCACAGGCUACUGAGCCUCUCGCCAAGUUUAUGGACUUUAUUACUCACGGAUACAUGAUUGAUAAUGUGGCCUUGCUCAUCACAGGUACAGUCCACGACCGCGACCGUGAAGAAAUGCUUGCACGCGUCCACCCCUUGGGUUGGUUCGAGUCUCUGCCUGCCAUUUCUGUGGCUACUGAUAUUGCGUCGCUUUACGACAUGAUUCUGAUUGACUCGCCACUUGCACCAUACUUUAAGGACAAUUUGAGCGCUGAAGAGCUCGACGACUUGAAUAUUGAAGUCAUUCGUAAUAAGCUUUACAAGGCUUAUCUCCAGGAAUUUUACAAGUUUUCACAAACCCUUCCUUCCCCAACCAAUGAAAUUAUGGCCCGCUUGCUUGAGUUUGAAGCCGACCGUCGCACAAUCAACAUUUCCAUUAACUCCAUUGGUACCCAGCUCACUCGCGAAGCCCGUUUCUCACUUUUCCCAGAGUUUGGCUCUCUCUAUCCUUCUGCUGCUGAUGUUUUGUCACGCGCUGAAGACGUGGAACAGAUCAAGUUUGGCAUUGACACCAGUGGUAGCCCCACGGUCGAUUCAUCACUCUUGGACGGCAGCAGCAAUAAGUCUCUCGAAGACCAUUUUUACCAAAAGGAAAUGGAACUUUGCAAGGCCGCCUUUACCCAGCAGUUUACUUAUUCUACCGUCUGGGCUUGGAUCAAGACCCGUGAACAGGAAAUCCGCAACAUUACUUGGAUUGCUGAGUGCAUUGCUCAAAACCAAAAGGAUCGCGUCAAUAACUACAUUGCCGUCUUUUAA
Messenger RNA from Magnusiomyces paraingens, 1062 nucleotides. RefSeq lists its product as uncharacterized. The transcript has 3 exons. Gene Ontology annotation, biological process: vacuolar acidification; vacuolar transport; proton transmembrane transport. Gene Ontology annotation, cellular component: vacuolar proton-transporting V-type ATPase complex; proton-transporting V-type ATPase, V0 domain; fungal-type vacuole membrane. The coding region runs from base 1 to 1062 and encodes 353 amino acids. The record is from RefSeq and is a predicted model, not a curated record. Gene Ontology annotation, molecular function: proton-transporting ATPase activity, rotational mechanism. NCBI's taxonomy places the organism in Eukaryota, Fungi, Ascomycota, Dipodascomycetes, Dipodascales, Dipodascaceae.